This is a messenger RNA of Clunio marinus, 342 nucleotides long. The record is from the annotation of a GenBank genome assembly. NCBI's taxonomy places the organism in Eukaryota, Metazoa, Arthropoda, Insecta, Diptera, Chironomidae.
AUGGAAAAGGAAAUUGUGUCUUCAGGAAGGGUCAAUGGAACAUUCGUCAAGCUCUUCUCACGACAAUCGACAAUUCCUUCAGCACAUCGACAGGGAUGUGGACAUAAGCUUCGACCGCCACAUUCGAUUGGAGCAUGUUCAGUUAAUCCUAAGAGCCCAUCAAAAACACGAAUCAAAUUACACGAAGAACAUUUUAUAAUAAUUUAUGGAAUUUCGAAGAGAUCGAAUGGGAAUUUUAUGCAAAUAUUUAAGAGCCAUUGUGAAGUUCAACUUCGAAUGGAUGGUAAACAAGAAAGACAACAACGACAACAAUUGCUUCUACAGAAGUUUCCAAAACUUUAG